GAAGAAAUUAAAAAUUGGGUUAAUAAUUUAAGCGUUAAAAUUCAUCCGUUAAUGAAUGAUAUUUUGCAGAGGAUUGGGCAUGGAGGAAGAGAAGAAACUAUCCUCUGUAGCUAAGAGAUUCGUCCCUUCACCAAUUCAACAACUCUCUCUUCUUGCUCAGCAAUGCGACGCCAUCAACCUUGCCGAAGGAUUUCCAGAUUUUCCCGCGCCUCUCACCCUAAAAAACGCCGCCGUUUCCGCCAUUAACUCCGAUUUCAACCAGUACAGGCACGUGCAGGGGAUAUGUGACGAACUGGCGAAGAUAGUAAAGAAAACUCAUGGCUUAGAUGUUAACCCUCUUACUGAUAUUGCUAUUUGUUGUGGUCAAACUGAGGCAUUUGCUGCUGCUGUAUUUUCUGUGAUAAACCCUGGUGAUGAAGUUAUAAUUUUUGAUCCAUCGUUCGACACAUAUGCAAGUGUUUUAUCCAUUGCUGGGGGAAUUCCAGUAUAUGUAGCACUUGACCCACCUAAGUGGACUCUUGACCCAAAUAAACUUUUGAAGUCCUUUACGGAUAGAACAAAAGCUAUAGUAUUGAACAGCCCGCACAAUCCAACCGGAAAAGUUUUCUCCAAAGUUGAACUUGAUACAAUUGCGAGAGCUUGCUGUGCCAAUGAUUGCCUAGCCAUAACAGAUGAAGUUUACGAGUAUAUAACAUUUGGUGAUGCAAAACAUGUAUCUCUUGCCUCAGUUCCGGGAAUGUGUGGGAGGACAAUCAUCACAUCUUCCCUGUCUAAAACGUUUUCUGUUACAGGUUGGAGGAUUGGUUGGGCAAUUGCUCCUGCUUUUAUUGCCUCUGCAAUGAGAAACAUUCAUGUUAGAAUUACAGACUCUGCUCCUGCCCCUUUUCAGGAAGCUGCCUUGAUUGCAUUGCGAAGUCCUCCGGAAUAUUUCGAGUCACUAAGACAAGACUACGAAUCAAAAAGAGACUUUAUCCUUAAGUUGCUUGCCAAUAUCGGAUUUCAAGUUCAGUUUGAACCUCAAGGCUCGUUUUUUUUAUUUGCAGAACUCCCCAAAAGUUGCACACUUACUGAUGUUGAUUGUGUUGAGGAACUGAUAAAACGAGCCGGAGUGGUGGCGGUGCCAGGAUGUGGAUUUUUUCAAACGAAUUCAUCGAGAGAGAAGCGCAUCGAGGAAGAUUGUAGCUAUCAAAAUAGAUAUAUCAGGUUUGCUUUCUGCAAGAGUAAUGCCACUUUGACUUCUGCUGCACAAAAACUCAAUGAAGCAAAUUUUGAGUUUCUUAAGAUGAACUGAUUCUAGUGGAGCAAGGUGGUUAGUUGUUACCAUGAAAUAAAAGUUUGAGAUACCUUUUCAAGAGGCACUUUAUUCCAUACAUAGUUAAAAGGCAUAUGAAUAGGAUAAAUUAUUUAAUGAGAUCAUUCCAAUGUGGCUGUCUCAUAAUAAAUUGGUGAAUGUGGAUUAAAAAAUCGAGAUAUUCUUGAAUAAUCAUUGGAUGUGAAUUCAAGAUGU
Molecule: messenger RNA, 1507 nt
Organism: Benincasa hispida (wax gourd)
Lineage: Eukaryota; Viridiplantae; Streptophyta; Magnoliopsida; Cucurbitales; Cucurbitaceae
Biological process (GO): biosynthetic process
Cellular component (GO): cytoplasm
Molecular function (GO): L-kynurenine:2-oxoglutarate transaminase activity; pyridoxal phosphate binding
Source: RefSeq, a predicted model, not a curated record